Molecule: messenger RNA, 615 nt
Organism: Punctularia strigosozonata HHB-11173 SS5
Lineage: Eukaryota; Fungi; Basidiomycota; Agaricomycetes; Corticiales; Punctulariaceae
Exons: 2
Coding region: 1-615 (204 amino acids)
Biological process (GO): cell differentiation; regulation of transcription by RNA polymerase II
Molecular function (GO): RNA polymerase II cis-regulatory region sequence-specific DNA binding
Source: RefSeq, a predicted model, not a curated record
AUGCCGAAGGUGCAAGCUCCGCGCGCAAAUCGUCGCCCCGCCGCGAAACAAGCGACUCGUGCUCAUGCGUCCCGCACGAACGCGGCGGCGACCGAAGGUCAAUCGCGCGACUCAUUAAAAGGCCAUCGCGCGAGCCCCGAGCAUGCAGAGAAGUUAGAGCGAUUCUUUGCGGCCAACCCAUACCCCACCACGGAGGAGAAGGUGGGACUCGGGUUCGAGAUUGGCUGGACGGAGAAGAAGGUUACUGUCUGGUUCCAAAAUCGCCGGCAGAGAGAUACAAGAACCACGGCUCGACUUAAAUCCGCGUCGAACGCGUCUAGUUCGUCGGUCUCGUCGCAGGCGACAAGCCGGUCCAACUCGAUGACGCCGCUCACUCCUGCCACCUCGUUGUCUGCAACGUCUAUCGAGACCGACGAACCGUCGAAGGUUAUGGCGGAAUUCGGCUCCGCCAGUCUUCCCGUGGCGUUACGGCCUUUCUUCAAUCCGAUCCCUGCUGCUACGUCCAAAUCCACUGCGUUCGGGAACACCGUCAGGAUGCUUGUUGUGGCUGCUCUAGAGACGCUAGAUGCUGCGGAAACAUUGAUUUUACUGAAGGAGGGAACAUGCGGACCGUGA